GACGUGUGAAACGAACGGCCAUUGUGUGUGGCUGCCCACCGUCGCCGCAUCAUGGACAGCACUCGUUUGGACGGCCCUCCUCCCAGUCCCACGGACGUGCCCAGCCCUGCACCCUCGAGUGUCUCGAGCCAAGCGGAGCAGGACAGCGAAUAUCAGCUCCUCUCGCCCUACCUGGUGGGUUCCCUCGAGGAAGUGGUGCUCCCCGGCUCGGUGCGAUCGUUGACCAAGGGCUGCAUGGGCGCCAUCUUCUCCUGUCGAUUGCACAAUGGCGAGCAGGCCGUGUUGAAGAGAAGCUGCACCAAGUUGAUCGUCAGCUGGGUCAACGAGACCCACGGCAGCAUCAACCAGCGCUGGCUGGUCCGUGAAGCAGCUGUGCCAGGCUACAUCAAUCUCUUCAAUGAGGCCCUGCCCGCGCGGGCCCUGGCGGUGGCGACCGAUCUCUCGGUGGAGUUGGCGCCCUUCCGCCCCAACGCGGAGCGGCAAAUGUGGCGCUUCACCGAGGAAGGCCAUUUGAUCCCCAGGUAUCGCGAGUCGCUGGCUCGAGGCCUCUCCAGUCGGAACCCCAACCAGGGCUCACGGCUCAUCCUGUCCGAGGAGCCGGGCAGGUGGACCUUGGAGAAUGCGGGCGUCUCGGGUGCGGUGCUCAUCACUUCGCCCAAGGGCCUGGUGAUCGACCUCUCGGGCGAUCAUGCCCUGGCCGAGUUACGCUACUUGGCCGCCUGGGCACAGCCUGGCCUCGUGCCUUUACGCCACGUGGUGUGUGGUCAAGAUGCCUUGGCCUCGCCUUUAGUCCUCAAGCGCCUCAGCAAGCAGCUUGGCCCUGGCACCAGCGGCCAGCUACCCGAUUGUACGCUGCGAGAUAUCCAAGAUGGGCAAAGCAGGAGGCGUACACCACGUCAGGCUGCACAGCAGCUGAUCAACGUGAGCCGCGUAUUGGCCAGCAUGCAUGCGGACGGUUACACCCACAACGACUUGCACAGCGGCAACAUCUUGCAGAACGGGUCCUAUUCCUCCUCACGCUUCAGCGUGAUCGACUUAGGCUCCACCUGUAAGGCUGAUUACUGGAAGGACGUGCUCGGCGGCGCCUAUGACGAGGACUGGUGCAUUACGCGCGACUGGCGCACCUUUGCAUCACACCUGGUGAGCCUUGUGGAUGGAGAGCCAAGAGGGCUAUGGGACUUGGUCGGUACGCAGGAUGUUUUGCCCUUUCGCCGCACUGCUUGGGCCGUGCCGCCGCACUGGUCCCCUGCGGCCCGCCCGCGCAGCACGGUGGGGCCACGCGCAAGGCGGCAGUGGUGCUGGGAUUCCAUGAGUGGACGAAUUGUCAGCCAGUACAAUGGCAUGGUCUUGCAAGCAGACAGGAAGCGCUCCUCUGUAAUUCUUGCAAAAGAUGAUCACACCGGAAAGUCAUGUCAAACAUGGAAGGUGAUGGGAAAGGUGAUUCAGAACCUGGAGACGGGGAAAUGUCUCGAGGUCGACGCUAGCGGCAAAGUCACUGCACAGAAGAUGCAUGGCCGCCGCAGUCAACAGUGGCGCUGGGAGUCUGGAGAACUCUUGCAUGCUUCCGGACAGGCCUUGGAUGUCUUUGGACGGAUCCGCCUUCCGCAAGAUGUGCAUGCCAUGAGCCGCCGCUUCGGCCGGCGCUGGGCCGAGCUCCUGGAAACCUUCUUCAGGCUUGGAUUGAUCCCGUGGAGAUCUGCCGGAAGCUAGAGGCCUUGGCGACGCACGGAGACAAGGCGCCUGCCCCGCGGCAGCUCGGAACGCGCCGGGCGCCUGCCCGUCUGGCACGUGGGAAGGCAGCGAAGACGAAGCUCGCUUCCUCCACGAGCAGGAAACGCAAAGCAUGCAGCGCAGAAACUGGUCGCUCCAAGGGGAAGAAGAUGUUGAGGACAACUUGGGCGGAGUGAGGUUGUCAGCCUGACAUGGGAGCGAAUCGAGAUCCUUUGAAAAGGAAUGAAGAUGCCAAAGACUAGUCACUGGAACUGGAAGUUCACUGCAGACUUUCAGCUGUGACGAUAUUGAAGCGUACACGUCACACGUCUCUUCAAUAUUCACCGAAUGUGUCUUCCUUGGGGUUGUUUUUUGUUGUUUUUUGUUGUUGUUUUCUGUGUUUUUUCUCCGGACACAUCGGAUGAGGAUAAUGCAAGGGGAUUUUGAGGACUGCAGAAAUUCAUUGAGUAUUGGAACACUGAAGGGCCGAAGGGCAAGUUGCAC
Durusdinium trenchii is the source of this 2214-nucleotide messenger RNA. NCBI's taxonomy places the organism in Eukaryota, Dinophyceae, Suessiales, Symbiodiniaceae. The record is from the annotation of a GenBank genome assembly.